AACAUUAUUAUAGAUAAUGUAUCAGUCUCAAUGCUACAUUACCUUAUGAGUUAAUUCUGUUCGUCUUUACAUUUCAUGCAGAUAUUUUUUUCCCUCUAUUUUCAUCACAUUCUCUAUCCUUUCAUAAAAAAACUAGUCUUUCAUAGCUGUAAGCCUCUAUAUUUCCUGGUAUCCAAAACCAUUGGUCAGUUAACGUAACUCUUAUCUACAAUGGAUGAUCCAAACGAAAACACCCCAUUAAUUUCAACCCAUCAACAAGAAGAUCCAGAUUCAAUACAUGAAAACUAUGAAGAAGAACAUCAUCAUCAAGAAAGUCAACCCUUACUCAAUCCAUCAUCAUCAUUUAAAGAUGAGAAUUCACCGGUCAAACAAGUGGCGUUGACUGUUCCGACCACAGAUGAUCCAAACUUACCGGUGUUGACUUUCAGAAUGUGGUUCCUAGGAACAUUAUCAUGUGUAGUAUUAUCUUUCCUUAACCAGUUUUUCUGGUACCGUACAGAACCGUUAAGUAUAACGGCUAUAUCUGCUCAGAUUGCUGUUGUACCUUUGGGACAAUGGAUGGCGUCGACGCUUCCUAACCGUAGGAUGUUAAGAGGGACAAGAUGGGAAUUCUCGUUAAAUCCAGGACCGUUUAAUGUGAAGGAACAUGUUUUGAUUACAAUAUUUGCAAAUGCUGGGGCUGGAAGUGUUUAUGCUAUACAUAUUGUUACUGUUGUCAAGAUUUAUUUUAAGAAACAUCUCACUUUUUUUGUUUCUUUACUUGUUGUUCUUACCACCCAGGUGUUGGGGUUUGGAUGGGCUGGUAUUUUCCGGCGUUAUCUUGUUGAGCCCGCUGAAAUGUGGUGGCCUUCCAAUCUUGUUCAAGUUUCUCUUUUCAGGGCUCUGCACGAGAAGGAAGAACGGUCCAAAGGCAGUCUUACUCGCACCCAAUUCUUCCUAAUAUCUUUCAUAUGCAGCUUUGCAUAUUAUGUUUUUCCAGGAUACCUCUUCCAAAUGUUAACUUCUCUAUCCUGGGUAUGUUGGCUUUGGCCCAAAUCUAUACUAGCCCAACAAUUGGGAUCUGGGCUACACGGGCUUGGGAUUGCAGCCAUUGGGCUAGAUUGGUCCAGUGUCUCAUCCUAUCUUGGAAGCCCACUUGCAAGCCCAUGGUUUGCCACUGCCAAUGUUGCUGCUGGCUUUUUGAUAGUUAUGUAUGUGGUUACUCCUAUUAGCUAUUGGUUUAACCUUUAUAAAGCCAAAACUUUCCCUAUAUUUUCAAGUCAACUCUUCACAUCAUCAGGUUCAGUUUACAAUAUAACUGCUAUUGUAGACUCCCAUUUUCGUAUCGAUGAAGAGGCUUACCAACAACAAGGCCAUCUUUACCUUAGCACUUUUUUCGCUAUGACUUAUGGAGUCGGAUUUGCUGCAUUAAGUGCGACUGUUGUGCAUGUAGCACUCUUUCAUGGAAGGGAAAUAUGGGAGCAAAGUCAGGCGAGUUUCAAAGAGAAGAAAAUAGACAUACAUACAAAGCUAAUGGCACGGUACAAGGAAGCCCCCGAGUGGUGGUUUUGGGUGAUCUUGGUUGUUAACAUUGCGGCUACGAUCUUUGCUUGUGAAUAUUACAAGGAACAACUCCAACUUCCAUGGUGGGGGGUUUUGCUUGCUUGUGGCAUUGCCUUCAUCUUUACACUUCCUAUUGGAAUUAUAACUGCUAUCACAAAUCAAACUCCCGGUUUGAAUAUCAUCACGGAGUACAUCAUUGGAUACAUCUACCCUGGAUAUCCGGUGGCAAAUAUGUGCUUUAAAGUUUAUGGUUACAUUAGUAUGAUGCAAGCCAUUACCUUCUUGCAAGAUUUCAAACUAGGCCAUUAUAUGAAAAUUCCUCCUAGAACAAUGUUCAUGGCUCAGGUAGUGGGAACUCUUAUAUCCGCGUUGGUUUACCUUAGCACGGCAUGGUGGCUAAUGGAAACCAUCCCGGAUAUUUGUGUACAAACAGCCACAAAUAGCGUAUGGACAUGUCCUGGUGACACUGUAUUUUACGAUGCCUCAGUCAUAUGGGGUUUGAUUGGACCUCGUAGAAUCUUUGGAAACGAAGGGAUCUAUGAGGCGAUUAAUUGGUUUUUCUUAGGAGGAGCUAUUGCUCCGAUUUUGGUUUGGUUAGCUACUAAGGCAUUUCCGAACCAAGAAUGGAUUAGGCUUAUAAACAUGCCUGUACUAAUCGCAGCAACAGGAAUGAUGCCACCAGCAACUGCGGUGAAUUACACAACAUGGAUUCUGGUGGGUUUUCUGUCUGGAUAUGUGGUGUUUAGGUAUGCUCCGGAAUGGUGGGAACGCCACAAUUACUUGCUCUCCGGUGCACUCGAUGCUGGGUUAGCUUUCAUGGGAGUGGCCUUGUAUCUUUGCUUAGGGUUGGAAGAAAUUAGUCUUGAUUGGUGGGGAAAUGAUCUUGAUGGCUGCCCUUAUGCAUCUUGUCCUACUGAGAAAGGUGUAAUGGUUCAGGGUUGUCCUGUUGGGUACAGCUAAUUUUGUAAAUAUUACACAUUGUAAUAUUUGUAAGCAUUGAUUCUUCAUCAUUCUAUUGUGUUUGUAAGAUUGAUGUUGAACUUCACGUUGAAAAUUUUUCAUGCAAUUGAAGUAAAUGUUUAUGGAACAAA
Amaranthus tricolor (Joseph's coat) is the source of this 2633-nucleotide messenger RNA. Its product is annotated as oligopeptide transporter 7-like. The transcript has 7 exons. Gene Ontology annotation, molecular function: oligopeptide transmembrane transporter activity. Lineage: Eukaryota; Viridiplantae; Streptophyta; Magnoliopsida; Caryophyllales; Amaranthaceae. Gene Ontology annotation, biological process: transmembrane transport. Bases 211 to 2502 code for a protein of 763 amino acids. The record is from RefSeq and is a predicted model, not a curated record.